Messenger RNA from Anneissia japonica, 1867 nucleotides. RefSeq lists its product as uncharacterized. Lineage: Eukaryota; Metazoa; Echinodermata; Crinoidea; Comatulida; Comatulidae. The coding region runs from base 748 to 1722 and encodes 324 amino acids. The record is from RefSeq and is a predicted model, not a curated record. The transcript has 2 exons. Gene Ontology annotation, molecular function: protein binding.
AGCGCAAAUACACAUUUGUUACAUUUUUAAUUUUAUUAUCAUUGUUCGAUCAGGGAGUUGUUAUCAACAACUCCCUGGUUCGAUUCAACGUAAAGUAUUCCUUGAUUGUAUUUACAUUUGCACUUUGACACGACAAUACAGAUUAUUAUUUUGGGGAAAACCAGACUGCGGAAGCGAUGUCUAGAGCAGACUAGCACAAAUAGCUGUAGGCCUAUUAUUGUUUUAUAAUUUCUGAACUCUAGUGUGAGUAAUUUAUAGCAGCAAGGAACAUUUAAUAUAUUUUGAAAACUGGCAUUAAUCCGAUUACAGUAGGCCUAUUUUUUACUCGCAAUCUCAUGCUUACUUGUCUCAUGGAGGUAUUCUUGUCUUAACACAACACAAACUGUAGUGUGAAAACAUCGAGUUAUUGUCCUCGUGACUGAUCAUCAAUACCAGUAUGUAGCCAACCUAAAUUGAGGAUUUAAAGUAUUCAAUAAUUAUAUUAAAUAUUCAUAAUUUAAAAGUAUAUUAAAAUAUUCAUUGGAUUUUCAAAAUGCACACUACGGGCUCGACGAAGGUUACCUGCUGACCUUGCACUGUGACUAAAUACGCUAUUUAUAACUGUGGGGAAAACCCAGACUGCAACAACGAUACGUUUUCACUUUAAAAUACAGAUCGACUAGGCCUAUACCUCCUGCAGGCUUCAAAACAGCUUUUUCAGGCUUGGUUUCUGAGUGUUACGGUUAGUCUAAUCGAAUAAUAUCUGAAAUGUCUGCUUUGGGUUCUUUGGAGUUGUUAGCAGCUGGGUUCUCCGCAUCAUUUGGAGUCGAGGUUCUACCUCCGGGUGCAGCUACAGAUGGGGCAUCAAAUGCUCCACAAAAGCUCACCAUCCACGACCUCUUUCACAUCUCCCAUUCCAUGGUUCCAAGGGAGAUGCCUGCGACGACUGGUGGUGAAAUCGAGGUGAAUAUUCGAGGUCUGACUGGGGCAACGACUAUGGUAAGAGUGACGACAGAUACUACCAUUGGAGAGAUGAAGAAAAUGACGAGCGACAAGCUAGAAAUAUCAAAAACACUAAAAUUUAUUUUUGAUAGGAGGAUCCUGGAAGACGAGAAGACGGUUGCGAUGGAAGGAAUCUCAAAUGGUAGCACUGUAAACUACAUCAUUUUGAGCGAAGACAGAAAAUUAGAUGGCGUCUUUGAAAUGGAUACGUCUUUACUGGCUUCCGGUUACAAUUACGAUUUUACGAGACAGAGGGAUGGAAAUGAUGUUUACAUGAGAGGAAAUUAUCGCUAUCAUCGUCCAUGUGGUUGGUAUAGGUACGCAGUUGCUGUUACUGGUGUUUACGGAGAUAACACAUGGCUUGGGCCAAAUGGUAUACGAACGGCAACCUCGCCAGGAGAAUGGCCUGUCUCCUACCAUGGAACGAAGAUGAGAGACGAAUGUGAAGUUGUCCGGAAGUUCAGAGAGGGUCCUGAGGCAGAGUACAUCAAAGGAGUCUACAGCAGUCCUUCCUUGGCUAUGAUCGAUGAAUUCUACGCACAGAUUUUCGAAUUUGAAGGGAAAAGAUACAAGAUCGCCUUGCAGAAUCGAAUUAAUCCUGACAAGGCUGGUGGCCACAUGAAGAUCAUUCCGGCAGAUCAGACGGAGGUAGGAGCUGACUACUGGAUAUCACCAAUGGAAGAUCAAGCUGAAAGAGUUUUUGAUGUCAGACCUUACGGCAUUAUCAUCAAACAAAUCUAAGGCUAACCAACGUUCUGUAUUAUCAACUGAAUCAGAUAUGAAAAAUACGAACUACAGUACAGUACAACAUAAAUACAAUAUAACCAUCUAUAAAGCGACCGUGUGUCAUGUUUCAUUAAGACACGGAACCUACAGUAAUGUCGCC